GCAGCCUCGCUCGCGUUCUCCCUUGUCUCUCCCUCUUUCUUGCCGCCAUCGCGCUCCUUUCUCCUUCCUCAGUGGCUAACGGCUCUUUGCGCAUCCCCUGCUCCAAGACCGAUCACUUGAAAAAUGGCAUCAGAUGAAGGAAAGCUCUUCAUUGGAGGACUCAGUUUUGACACCAAUGAGCAGAACCUGGAGCAGUUGUUCUCCCCCUAUGGAGACAUUGCAGAAGUUGUGGUGGUAAAAGACAGAGAGACUCAGCGGUCCAGGGGGUUUGGCUUUAUUACCUAUUGCCGCCCAGAGGAUGCAAAGGAUGCCAUGAGAGCCAUGAAUGGAGAGUCUGUGGAUGGCCGUCAGAUCAGAGUUGACCAAGCUGGCAAAUCUUCCCGUGGCUCUUCAGGAGGCAGAGGCCGUGGCCGUGGAUUCUCUAGAGGAGGUGGAGGAUAUGGAGGUGGCCGUUAUGACAACAGAAGCGGUGGCUAUGGAGGAUCCAGAGAUUACUAUGGCAGCAGGAAUCAAGGAGGCUAUGGAGACCGUUACUCUGGGAGCUCCUACAGAGACAACUACGAUAACUAGCUUACACCGAGCAUAAAUCCUUCCUGAAUCAAGAUCGUCCUUCCAAUGGUCGUAUUUAUAAAGAUUUUUGGAGCUUCGCUGAAUCUUGUUUAGUUCUCUACCUGUAUUUCCCUUUUUUGUAGUCUUUAUCAUGAGCAGCCCACCAGCUUCUGCGACAGGAUGGCCUGUUAGAUCUUUCUGGAGGAAAACAUUUAAUUUGCCUUUUUUUACAGGAGUGUUUAAGCAUUUUGAAUACAUACGUGCUUCCCCUGCCCUCACAUUCUUUUAACAAGCUAGGAUGGGGGCUCUGACAUUUAUUUGACAUACAGUUUCCCAGAAUCUGAACAAGGUGUAAAGAUCCUCCUUGUUUUUAUAAAUGCAUUAAUACCUUGUAGUUUUGUAAAAGUCCUAUGGUGUAGCGAGGAAGGGGUAUGGUGGAAGGCAAACCCCUUCAUUAUAAAGGGAGUCUCAUUUGUUUGAUCUUCAGAAAUCAGAAUUUAUACUGUAUGAUGUACCUAGAACUGAAGCUUGCAGAACUUGCAAGUUGUUCUUGAAAAAUGUUUGUUUAUAUUUUUUUUUAAACUGGAAGACUCACAUGUAACUCGAUAUUGUACUAAAAGUGGUUAAGGAAUUCCUGUAUUCAGUUCUUUGGCUUCACGAAGCCUAUUAAAUGCCCUUCUGAAAAAUUAA
Anolis sagrei ordinatus is the source of this 1239-nucleotide messenger RNA. RefSeq names its product cold-inducible RNA-binding protein-like. Gene Ontology annotation, molecular function: RNA binding. The record is from RefSeq and is a predicted model, not a curated record. NCBI's taxonomy places the organism in Eukaryota, Metazoa, Chordata, Lepidosauria, Squamata, Anolidae. Gene Ontology annotation, cellular component: spliceosomal complex. Gene Ontology annotation, biological process: positive regulation of mRNA splicing, via spliceosome.